AUUUAAAAGGAAUUAUUAAAGUUAUUUGUCACUGAUGGCGCUUUAAGUAGGGACAAUAAGUAGCCAGAAGUCUAUUAAUAACAUAAUUGACGAGUGUUUACAUACAAGCAUUGUAUCAGAAAACACAGAGCGAUUAAUAUUUUUCUUUUUCCUCGAGCUGAGUUUUUAUUUUCUAUUGUUUGAAAGUCGCAUUUAUUACAAUGGAUGAAGAUAUUGAGAUGAAAGAAGAGGAGGAUACUUUCUCUAAUUCUUCGGAACACUCUUCUUCUGAAGAAGAUGUCGAUGAUGGAAAAAUCGCCGAAUUGAAAAAUGAAAUUGAAAGUGAUCCUUAUGUGUAUGAUCGCCACGUUCAGUGCAUUGAUCUUUGUCGUAAGCGUGGAAAUUUAGAAGAACUUCGAUCUGCCAGAGAGAAGAUGAGCAAGUUAUUUCCCUUAACUCCAGAGCUAUGGCUUGACUGGAUAAGUGACGAAAAAAAUUUGGCAACUACAAAAGAACAAAAAGAAAAUUUAACAGCUUUAUUUCAAAGAGCAUUAAAGGACUAUUCCUCUGUUCAAUUAUGGCUAGAAUAUUGCCUUUAUUCUAUUGGCAAUAUUGGUGAAGAGUGGGAUGUCGAUGGUCUUGAAGUGACACGUACGGCGUUUGAAGACGCAAUCACAGCUGUUGGAAUCCAUGUCACACAAGGGUGUUUAAUAUGGGAAGCAUACAGGCAAUUUGAGAGUGACUAUCUCAGCAUUUUAAAAAAUAAAGGGGCAUCUGAUAAUGAAUUAAAAGAACAAGAAGAAAAGAUAUAUAACAUCUUUAGAAGGCAGCUCUCUGUUCCUUUAUUUGACAUGGAUAAAACGUAUGAAGAGUUUAGAGAACUUUUUGAUGAGAACUCUCACCCUGAUAUAAAUUCAAUUGAAUAUUCAUAUAAGAAAGCCUUGCAGAAACUGGAUCAAAUCGCCGUUCAUGAAAAUUCUCUUUACCAGUCAGAAUCUCCUCACUAUGAAGAAUUCAAAGAAUACAUUAAUUAUGAGAAAAGGAAUGGAGAUGCUAGUCGUGUGCAAAAUGUGUAUGAACGUGCUUUGGUUGAGAAUUGCUUAAAAGAAGAAUUGUGGUUAGAUUACACUAAAUAUUUGGACAGGGAUCUGAAAAACAAAGACAUAUCAUUGCCUGUUCAUCAAAGAGCAGUUAAAAACUUGCCCUGGUGUGUACAAAUAUGGGUUAGGUAUGGAAGAGCAUUGGAACAAUAUCACGAACCACACGAAAAAAUAAGAGAUAUGUUUGAAAAUGUUCUUAUGACGGGUGGAUUUGUAGAGGAAGAAAAAUUUAAAGAACUUUGGCUUGCUUACUUGGAUUAUUUACGACGUAGGAUAUCUACUGAUCCAGAAUCUGGUAUCACUGAUUUAAAUGAAAUAGAAGCUGUUUUCACUAAUGCCACAACACAAAUGGCUCAGUACUUUUGGGGGACUGAGUCCGAAUACAUUAUAAUGAAGUAUUAUACCUUUUUUAAUGUCAAAUAUAAGAAAGACAUAAAAACUGCUCGUGAAUAUUGGAAGGAAAUCAUUGACCAUGGGCACAAAGAUCAAGCAAAUGUUUGGCUAGAUUAUGCUAAUUUUGAGAGACUUUAUGGAGAUGCAGAUCAUUAUCGUAAGACCUUAUUACAGGCUUUAUCUAGUGUUAAUGACUGGCCUGAGACAUUUUUAGAAUUACUUAUCACAUUUGAAAGAGAAGAAGGAACUUUGGAAUCUUUGGAAAAAUCUCUGAUCAGAUGUGAGACAUUGAUACUAUUUUGGAUUUAUAUAUUUUAUAAUAAUCUAUUGAAUCUUUAUGAAAUUUUAGAAACUCCUGAAUCUCACGGUUCUUUAACUACUCACGAUACCUUAAAAGACAGCAGAACAGUAUUUGCUAGUAAUUUAUCUUUCAAAAUAGAAGAAGAAAGAAUAAAGGAAUUUUUUUCUCAAAUGGGCGAGGUUGAAGAAGUUAGAUUAGUUAAAGAUUAUAAAGGCAGAUCAAAAGGCUUUUGUUAUGUUCUUUAUAAAACUCAAGUUGAGGCUAAAAAUGCUUUGUCUAAAGAUCGUGAACCUUUAGAUGGCCGGCCAGUUUACAUAUCUACUUGUGAGGAUAAAAAAAACAAUCCUUCAUUCCAGUCAAAAUUCAAGUUUGGAACUGGUUUAGAGAGAAACAAACUUUUCCUUAAAAACUUGCCUCCUACCACAACUAAAGACGACUUAGAGAAUAUGUAUAAAGAAUAUGGGACUUUAAAAGAUAUUAGAAUUGUAACAUAUCGUAAUGGUCAUUCCAAAGGACUGGCAUAUGUUGAAUUCCAAGACGAG
Messenger RNA from Parasteatoda tepidariorum (common house spider), 2315 nucleotides. The record is from RefSeq and is a predicted model, not a curated record. Lineage: Eukaryota; Metazoa; Arthropoda; Arachnida; Araneae; Theridiidae.